Molecule: messenger RNA, 1222 nt
Organism: Drosophila innubila
Lineage: Eukaryota; Metazoa; Arthropoda; Insecta; Diptera; Drosophilidae
Exons: 3
Coding region: 71-1126 (351 amino acids)
Source: RefSeq, a predicted model, not a curated record
CUCACUUAACUGAUUUGUUAUUUUGCAGUAAAAAUUGUUGUUAGGACGCGUUGCACCUGCCCACUGACACAUGGAUACGAAGUCCAACGAUGACUCUGGUGGCAGCGACUCUCUCGAUAAAUCAAUGCAGAGAAAGUGUGUAAUGGUCGAGACAAUGAGCGUAACGCCUGAGCCCGCAGCGGAGACAGAAGACAACAGCAGCAGGGAUUCCGCUGCACUGCAAGAGCAGCCGACGUCAGGUGAACCAGGGACGGAUGCGUGCGGCGCAGGUGACAGUUCAACUGCAUGCAAAGCAACAGCAACAACAACAACAAACAGCAUCAAUAAUAACACAACAGCUGCGAGCGCUGCAUUCGAAACGAAAGUAAAACUCAUUUCGCAGAACCUCAAGGAAACAAAGCUGGUUGAAACGGAUGUGACUGAGUCAAGUACAUCGAACGAGGCUGAUGAUGAGGCCGCUACGGAGGAUCCCAAUUCCACAGACGACUGCGAUAGUCGUUUGAAGAAGGUGCGUUUUCAUCCAGACGUCAAGGAGAACGAUGGCGGCAGCAAUCGUGUGAAAAAGAAAUGGAAAUCCUCUCAGAACCACGGAGGAGAUGGUCCAAAUCUUGGCUGUGAUGGCAUGGACAUGGAUGAGGAUGAACAGCUCGAUGCUGAUGCCGAUGCUGACGAGGAAGAGGAGGUAGAAGAGGAAUUCAAUCUGGACAAAACAAUUGCCGAAGCGGAAGACUACUUAAAGCAGCAUCCGCUCACAUUUGUCAGGCGUAUCGAAGAGAAUGGAGAGCGAUUACGAGAUGGCCUGCUAAACAUCGAGGAUAUGUCAAAGAUGGUGGACGAGGAGGUCGAGGAAGAGAACAACGACAGCGAUGGAGAUUUCUAUAAAAAGUUUAAGCCAGAAAAUGGCAUCGAACGUGUCCUAGGCAAAGAGACCAAGGCGGGCAAAGUGGAAUUUCUGUUACGCUAUGAGAAUCAGGGAGGUCUGUUCUGGGAAUCGGAGGAGUACAUUCGACGUAUGUGUCCAACGCUUUUAAAGGCCUACGAGAAAAACCGUGAACGGCGUCAACAACGUCUAAUGCAUCACGUUGCUAAACGCCAGAGCCUGCGUCAGAGAUAUACGGAUUUCUAGUAAUGUAUACAGAUAGCUUUUAGGUCUUGAAUUAGGUUCCGCAAAUAAUUGUAACAUUUUUGUAAUAUGAAGUAAAUUGAUUUUCCUUUGUUGAAA